CGCAGUGCGAGUCGUUCGUAGAGUGUUCUAGAAGGCGGCAGGACCGCCGAGGAGAUGUCUUGAGGCCGAAAGGACCUGCGACCGUUCCGUGGCCUCAACCUCGAGCUCCAAGGAGGAAUCGAUGACCAAGGACAAGAAGUCAUCCCCGCGUGUUCUGCACCUCGUUGGCGAGUCCUCUCGCCCGCGUCGCACUGCAUCUCACUCGACUCGCAUAUCCCGGUCCGCGAAGUCCUGAGUUAUGGCUGCCUACAUUGAGCGUACCGUGUCCAUGAUCGGAGGAGAUGGUCAGUUUCGUACGUCCGAUGCUAGAAUCGAAAAUUCUCCUCUGCAGAUUUUUGUCAAGGCCAAGAAGAAGAUCAAUGAUAUAUUCCUUGAGAUCGAAGACUACGUCCAGGAUGUCGUUGGGUUCAUGGAAACUCUGCGCGGAGAUCGCGAUGUCGUCAACGAGGAAGAAGCGACCAAGAUUAAAGCCUACGUGGGAAAAGUCCAUGGCAUUCGAGAUGUGCUCAAACGAGAUCACAUGAAGGUGGCCUUCUUUGGGAGGACGAGCAAUGGGAAAAGUACAGUUAUCAACGCUAUGCUACGGGAAAAGAUUCUACCCAGUGGUAUCGGGCACACGACCAACUGCUUCCUGCAAGUGGAGGGUUCCGACAACGACGAGUCGUACCUUGUGACGGAAGGGUCUAGUGCAAAGCAACCUGUGGAAUCGGUGGCGCAGCUUGGUCAUGCACUGUGUAAAGAAAAAUUAUGCGAAAGCCACCUUGUGAGAGUGUUCUGGCCAAAGGAAAAGUGUGUUCUCCUGAGGGAUGACGUGGUCUUCGUUGACAGUCCUGGAGUCGACGUAACACCUAACCUCGAUGAAUGGAUCGAUAAACAUUGCCUGGACGCCGAUGUUUUUGUGUUGGUUGCCAACGCAGAGUCCACAUUAAUGGUUACGGAGAAAAACUUCUUCCAUAAAGUGUCGACGAAGCUGUCGAAGCCGAACAUUUUUAUCCUGAACAAUCGGUGGGAUGCUUCCGCCUCGGAGCCGGAAUUCCUGGACCAGGUCAGGGCGCAGCACCAGGAACGAGCCGUGGACUUCCUCUCGCGCGAGCUCAAGGUCUACUCCCCGAAGGACGCCGAGGAGCGCGUCUUCUUCGUCUCUGCAAAGGAGACCCUGCAGGCGCGCAUAGAGGAGCACCGAGGGCAGCCGGCACACAAUGGCGCCCUUGCAGAUGGGUUCCAGAAUCGCUACUUCGAGUUCCAGGAUUUCGAGAGGAAGUUCGAGGAGUGCAUCUCCAAGUCCGCGGUAAAAACGAAAUUCGAGCAGCACUCGCAACGCGGGAAGCACAUCGCCACAGAGAUCCGACAAGCCCUGGAUGAGAUCCUGGACCGUACGCAGAAGAUGCGGUGCGAGCGACUCAACGUGAAGAAGGAGGUCCACGAUCGGCUGAACUUCACCGAGCAGCAGUUGAUCCUGCUGACCCAGGAGAUGAAGGACAAGAUCCACAGGAUGGUCGAGGACGUCGAGCAACGCGUUUCGAAGGCGCUGAGCGAGGAAAUCCGCCGACUGGCUGUUCACGUGGACGAGUUCAAUGUUCCGUUCCACCCGGAGCCGCUGGUUCUUAACGUCUAUAAACGGGAACUGCACUCGCAUGUGGAGAACGGUCUAGGGUCGAACCUCAGGGCGCGCCUGAGCACCGCCUUGGCGCUCAAUAUCGAGAAUUCCCAGCGCGAGAUGACGGAGCGAAUGGCCACCCUGUUGCCGGAGAACAAGAGGCAGCUCUCGCUGAACAUCCUGCCUAGGAGGGAGCCCUUCGAGAUUCUCUACAGACUCAACUGCGACAACCUGUGUGCCGACUUCCACGAGGAUCUGGAGUUCAGGUUCUCCUGGGGAAUCACCGCGCUCAUCAGUCGGUUCGCCGGCCAGCAGGGCCAGAGGGUGGCCAUCGCCAACUACCACGAGAUCCCGUCCGCGUUGACAUCCCCGACGGACAGCGUGGACUCGAUGAGAGCGGUGACCAAGGUGGUCGGCUUCCCCUCCAGGAGCGACGACUGGUCGCUCGCGAGCAAGAUCGCCGUAGUCUCCAUCACUUCCCAGGGCACCAUGGGGGGCCUCCUGCUGGCCGGAUUCAUGCUGAAGACGGUCGGCUGGAGGCUCAUCGCCGUCACCGGCGCCGUCUACGGCGCCCUCUACCUCUACGAACGACUUACCUGGACGAGCAAGGCCAAAGAAAGAGAGUUCAAGCGCCAGUACGUCGCCCACGCCACCAAAAAACUUAGGCUGAUCGUGGACCUGACCUCGGCGAACUGCAGCCACCAAGUGCAACAGGAGCUCUCCAGCACGUACGCGAGGCUCUGCCAUCUGGUGGACGAGACCGUAACCGACAUGGACGCGGAGCUGAAGGGGAUCGCGGGCACCCUGCGUACUUUGGAGGAGGCCGCCACCAGCGCCAAGGUCCUGAGGAACAAGGCGAACUACCUGGCGAACGAGCUCGACCUGUUCGACGCGGCGUACCUGAAGUCGCUCCACUGAGCGACCCGAUGGACGUCGUCGGCGAGUCCGACCUCGACCCGCCGCUCUCCGGGGUAGCCGGGGAAGUGCGCGGGAAGUUCCUACUCCGCAAUUUUUCUAGUCCUGUCCGCGGAACGAUUGGCGCAUGCGCAAGGAGAGUCCCAAGUGGUUAAGGGGAUAUGAAAGGGUCAUUCUAUAUAUACAUCGAAACGUGAAAAUAUUAAACUUUUCGCCUAACUGGAUGCACCGAAUUAUCUAAAACUUUAA
Orussus abietinus is the source of this 2761-nucleotide messenger RNA. It is a transcript of the gene Marf, whose product is annotated as transmembrane GTPase Marf. The transcript has 12 exons. Gene Ontology annotation, biological process: mitochondrial fusion; mitochondrion localization. NCBI's taxonomy places the organism in Eukaryota, Metazoa, Arthropoda, Insecta, Hymenoptera, Orussidae. Gene Ontology annotation, cellular component: mitochondrial outer membrane. Gene Ontology annotation, molecular function: GTP binding; GTPase activity. Bases 239 to 2515 code for a protein of 758 amino acids. The record is from RefSeq and is a predicted model, not a curated record.